Juglans microcarpa x Juglans regia is the source of this 2111-nucleotide messenger RNA. RefSeq names its product tubulin beta chain-like. Bases 553 to 1896 code for a protein of 447 amino acids. NCBI's taxonomy places the organism in Eukaryota, Viridiplantae, Streptophyta, Magnoliopsida, Fagales, Juglandaceae. Gene Ontology annotation, biological process: mitotic cell cycle; microtubule cytoskeleton organization. The transcript is spliced from 3 exons. Gene Ontology annotation, cellular component: cytoplasm; microtubule. Gene Ontology annotation, molecular function: GTPase activity; GTP binding; structural constituent of cytoskeleton. The record is from RefSeq and is a predicted model, not a curated record.
UAUUAAAAUUUUUAAAUACGUAGCACCGACAGAUGGAUGAGUUGGAAGGAUAAAGUUUGGAAGGGAUGAUAAUGAUACGAUAGGUGUGGGAAGGGAAGAUGAGAUCUAGAAAUAUUUUACCCUAUUUAUUUGUGUUUUUUAUUUUUUGACCAAACCUGUUUAAAUUUCAAAUUUCAAAUUUAGAAGGAGUGUGUUUGUGUGAUUACUGAUGAUAAUGCCAUUCCAGCUCUAUGUUUAGGAGCCUCACUCUGUCGUUUUCCCUAAAUUUGCAGGAAAAAAAGCCAUUAAUUAAGGAAAGCUUCGCUGGUAGGUCAGUAGCUGUACCCUAAAUUUAAAAAAAAUUUGAAAAAAUCUGCACAAAACCCCAUCAACAUCACUCAGCAAUAAUACUCCUGUGAAUUUAACCGUUAAAGAUCUCAUCUUUCUAUAAAGAAAGCUCCCUUCGUCCCCACGCAUCAUUCGUUUCCAUUCAUUUCUUUGCGCACGCUCCCCUUCUCUCUCGAUCUAUUUUUCUCUCUGUUUCGCUUUCUUCUUUCCCGACUUCAAGCGAAGAUGCGUGAGAUCCUUCACAUCCAAGGUGGGCAAUGCGGCAACCAGAUCGGUGCCAAGUUCUGGGAAGUGGUGUGUGCUGAGCACGGCAUUGACCCGACGGGGAGAUACCAGGGCGAUUCUGAGCUUCAGUUGGAAAGGAUUAACGUUUACUACAAUGAGGCUAGCUGUGGCAGGUACGUCCCUCGCGCUGUUCUCAUGGAUCUGGAGCCUGGUACCAUGGACAGCAUCAGGACCGGUCCCUACGGCCAGAUCUUCAGGCCGGACAAUUUCGUUUUCGGUCAAUCUGGCGCCGGAAACAAUUGGGCCAAGGGUCACUACACAGAAGGCGCAGAGCUCAUCGAUUCCGUGCUCGAUGUGGUCCGUAAAGAGGCAGAGAACUGUGAUUGUUUGCAAGGGUUUCAGGUGUGUCAUUCUCUAGGAGGAGGAACUGGAUCUGGUAUGGGUACCCUUUUGAUCUCGAAAAUCAGAGAGGAAUACCCAGACCGAAUGAUGCUCACCUUCUCCGUCUUCCCAUCCCCAAAGGUCUCCGACACCGUUGUUGAGCCUUACAACGCAACCCUGUCCGUCCACCAGCUCGUCGAAAAUGCAGAUGAGUGCAUGGUUCUUGACAACGAAGCUCUUUACGAUAUUUGCUUCCGCACCCUCAAGCUCACAACCCCAAGCUUUGGAGAUCUAAACCAUUUGAUUUCUGCUACCAUGUCUGGGGUCACAUGUUGUUUGAGAUUCCCUGGCCAGCUUAACUCCGACCUUAGAAAGCUCGCCGUUAAUUUAAUCCCCUUCCCUAGGCUCCACUUUUUCAUGGUGGGUUUCGCCCCUUUGACAUCCCGAGGUUCCCAGCAGUACAGAGCCUUGACUGUGCCUGAGCUCACCCAGCAAAUGUGGGAUGCAAAGAACAUGAUGUGCGCCGCUGACCCACGACACGGCCGCUAUCUCACGGCCUCAGCCAUGUUCCGUGGUAAAAUGAGCACCAAGGAAGUGGAUGAACAAAUGAUCAAUGUUCAGAACAAGAAUUCCUCAUACUUCGUGGAAUGGAUUCCCAACAAUGUCAAAUCCACGGUCUGUGACAUUCCACCGACAGGGCUGAAGAUGGCUUCGACAUUCAUUGGGAACUCCACUUCGAUCCAGGAAAUGUUCCGCCGUGUGAGCGAGCAGUUCACAGCCAUGUUCAGGAGAAAGGCCUUCUUGCACUGGUACACAGGGGAAGGUAUGGAUGAGAUGGAGUUCACCGAGGCGGAGAGCAACAUGAACGAUCUGGUUUCCGAGUAUCAGCAGUACCAAGAUGCCACCGCCGAUGAGGAUGAGUAUGAGGAGCAAUACGAGGAAGAAGAAGCUCAAGACAUGUAAUGCUGUUAGUUAUGAAUGCGACCUGCUGCAACUUCCGGUUGCCAUUGAGGCUAUUCCGGAUAGCUGUAGGCCAUAUUUUAAUGUCGAAUCUUCAAGUUUGUUUCUUGUUUUUGGGUUCUUGUGUACUUGGAGGCAUUUCAUGUGAUUCUGUUCGAUCAUAUGUUGUUCAUUGACAUAAACUUCUCUAUCGAUGUAUUAAUGCUGCUUCUCUGUUA